AUGGGCAUUAGUUCGGAAACAUGGUGGUUUGCUCUAGUUUUUGGUGGUGCACCAUUGCUAGUUUGGGUACUGCUAACAUGGUGGAAUGAAAUCUGGUACAUAGGUCCUCUUAAACUUCGCUACAGUGGUUACGUUAAGCUUCCUCCAGGUACUAUGGGUUUGCCUUAUUUUGGCGAAAUGCUGAGUUUUCUUUGGUACUUCAAAAUCCUUCACCUACCUGACGAGUUCAUUGAAGCCAAAAAGCAAAGGCAACAAAAUCGAAUAAGUCUCCGUCCACCUGAAUGUAUAAUUGCAGUUCUGAAACUUAACUGCAUAAAUCAUGAAUUCUAUGCUAAUUCAGAUAUCAACUCAAUGUUCAUUAGAUAUGGUGAAGGAGUAGGAGUGUACCAGACUUGCCUCUUCGGGACACCAUCUAUCAUCUCCUGUUCUCCGGCUUCGAACAAGUUUUUCCUGCAGCGAGACGAUAUUUUCCCCAUCAAUUGGCCUUCAAAUGAACUUUUAGGUGAAUCGUCUGUUGCUGUUGUGAAUGGAAAGGCUCAUACUAGACUAAGAAGCUAUGUUUUUAAUGCGAUCAACAGUCCCGACGCUCUUAAGAGAAUUUUUCUAGUUGUGCAACCUAGAAUUUCAUCGUCUCUUCAGUUGUGGGCCGACAAAGUCACACUCAAUGGAAUGAAGGAAACUAAGAAAGUAACCUUUGCAAAUAUUGGAAAAAUGUUUGCUAACUUUGAGCCAGGCCUUGUCUUGGAUUCGCUUGAUGGUUAUUUCGCUGGCAUUAUCGGAGGGGUGAGAGCCCAACGCAUUAACGUUCCAGGAACAACAUACCACCACGCUCUUAAGUGUCGGAAAAGCGCGACAGACAUAUUUAGAAAAGAGCUAGAAAGUCGUCGAUUGCAUGCGAAAAGCCAUAUUGAGGAGAGAAAUGAUCUCAUGGAUGGAUUGAUCAAUAUGAAAGAUAAACAAGGGAAAAAAUUAGGUGAUGGAGAAGUUAUUGAUAACAUUGUGUCUCUAGUAAUUGCUGGAUACGAAUCCACUUCUCUCGCAUCAAUGUGGUCUUUCUACUACUUGGCGAAAUUCCCCGACGUUCUCCAAAAACUGAGGGUUUUAAAAUACCAAAAGAUUGGAAAAUCAUCAUUUGGCUACGACAUCUUCACACAGACCCAAGGAACUAUAAUGAUCCAAUGUCCUUUAAUCCAGACAGAUGGAAUGGUCCCGCGAAGCCUGGUACAUUCCAAGUCUUUGGUGGAGGAGCAAGGAUAUGUGCAGGGAAUAUGCUUGCUCGAGUUCAGAUUGCAAUUUUCCUGCAUUAUUUGGCCAUUGGCUACAAGUAAAUAA
Papaver somniferum (opium poppy) is the source of this 1332-nucleotide messenger RNA. Its product is annotated as ent-kaurenoic acid oxidase 2-like. The coding region runs from base 1 to 1332 and encodes 443 amino acids. The record is from RefSeq and is a predicted model, not a curated record. NCBI's taxonomy places the organism in Eukaryota, Viridiplantae, Streptophyta, Magnoliopsida, Ranunculales, Papaveraceae. The transcript is spliced from 7 exons. Gene Ontology annotation, biological process: brassinosteroid biosynthetic process; brassinosteroid homeostasis; multicellular organism development. Gene Ontology annotation, molecular function: oxidoreductase activity, acting on paired donors, with incorporation or reduction of molecular oxygen; heme binding; iron ion binding.